Messenger RNA from Ascochyta rabiei, 216 nucleotides. RefSeq lists its product as uncharacterized. The record is from RefSeq and is a predicted model, not a curated record. NCBI's taxonomy places the organism in Eukaryota, Fungi, Ascomycota, Dothideomycetes, Pleosporales, Didymellaceae. Bases 1 to 216 code for a protein of 71 amino acids. The transcript has a single exon.
AUGCUGGCCUCGGUUCGUCGGAAAGACAAAGCUCGACUGCGACGAAUGCACAUUGCGUCUCGACAGCGUCUCGAUCGGUCCGAGUCUGCCAAGUCGAAAGCCCAAGAAGAUCUCCGUCCAUCUCAAGACCUGCUUGCCCAGCAGCAAGCCCAGGCACACAUGAGCAACUGGUACAAGACCAAGCGGAACAGCACCAGAGUCAGGAUGCCGAGAUGA